UGUCUCUUUUCCCACUGAUUCAUCGCUGUUUCCAAACUGCGGUGCUGUACGACAGUACGAGGCCGUCUUAUGAUGCAGCGUGGUGAAUCCCGUGUGCGAACGAAUGUACAUUAAUGAAGUCGCGUACAUCGGUAUCUGUUUUUCCGUGUGCAACUGUCCGCUUCACGUCGGGACCAAAAGCGGCGGCCAAGUGAGCUGUGUUUAUCGUGCUUGGCCUGCCGCUGUUUACCCUGGCUCUGGAAAGUGCUUGCUCGUCACCGAUUACUGGUCACUGCGUUGUCGAAAAAGAUCGGCAGCAUGGAGUCGCGGGCCAGCUUUCUCGGUGACAUCAAAGGGGAAAUCCCCUGCGUGGAUUACACGCGACUCUUCGCUAGGAUCAAGAGCAUUUCCCUGAAGUGUAAAGCCUGCGGCGUAGACCUCGACAAGCCGUGUGGCAAAACUGCGGAGAACGCGAGCCGGUGCUGGAUAACGUUUCACCUGCGCUCACUGAACGAAGCGUUGCGCGACGUCGGGAUGCACGUCUUCGAACAUGCUCCCGGCAAGUUCGCGCUGGGCACUUUCCCGGACGUUUACACAGAAUACGAAAAAUCCGAAAGCACCCUCCUCGAGAGCGUUACGUUAGUGUAUUGGCUCCUGAGAGAGCAUCGGUGUGUUACGCGUCUGGACUUGGGUGACGCGGCAGUAUUGUUCUGCAAUUUCCCCGCGCUGCUUUGCACAGCUCUGCGGCAGAACAAAGGACUCGAAGAGGUUCGGCUUCACCCCAAGGACGUGAGAGGUGUGUGGCGCGAAACGCGAGCUAUGAUUAUCCUUUCUUCCACUGUAGGAAAGCUGUCUCUAGCACUCGAUGCCUUGGACAUCAACGAGCUUACGCCUACCAUUGUGUCGUUGGGAGGAAUCGCCGAGGCGGUCGGGAAAGGAAGCUUGCGUCGUCUCGUUAUUUCGAACGGAGCGUCGAGCAAGAUCGCGAGAAGGUUGUUCCGCGCCGUUGGAUGGUCUACCUCCUUGAGCGAGCUAGAAGUGAGGUGUAACAAGAGGUUGCCACUAUUCAGCGCUGCUAUCUUGUCCGACGCGUUAAAGCGUAACAGAACGCUGCGAAAGCUUACCAUAGAAUGGUUGGAAAAGGACGCGGUUGGAACGCUGCUCAAAUCCCUGAAGGAAAACGCUACCUUGGAGGAGCUGGUGCUGAUUUACUCGUACGACGAACCGAAUCACAUCCUUUGGGACGGCUUCGAGGCGCUGAGGGUGAACCGUGGACUUAAGUCUAUAAAACUCGUCGGUGUCAGCUUAGUCAACAGCUGCGCGAUAACCGUGGCUGAUAUUCUGCGGCAGAACGACGUGCUUCGAGAAGUCAGCCUGUCCGAUAACAGCAUCGGCGAUCUCGGAGCUGGCGCACUAGCCAAGGCCUUGCUCAAGAACUCGACCUUAAAGCGUCUGGACAUCUCCGAGUGCAUGUGUAGUUACGACGGCUUGUCGAGCUUCUUAAAGUCGCUCUCGCUCAACACUACGGUCGAGUGCAUUCGACUCGGGGACAUUGACGUUCCGGAGAGUUGGUCACCCAGCUCGCCCCUUGACGCGAGCGUCUGCGCUCGUCUGGACGUUACGUGGAACACGCGUGGUCUCCAAGACUGGGCCUCCUCGCUACGACAAGGGGGAGAACACCAUUUUCCUCGACUAUGCGUCGGCUGGACUAAGGAUACAGCGUCGUCCGGCAUUGUCGAGUGGUUCGAUGCAGUGCGUGCGAUCGGUGCUUCGAUCACAGAACUAGUCAUCAGUUGUCCCGAAGGAGUCGGCCAGGAGUGCGGCGACGCCGCGGCGUCCUUUCUGGAGACCACGUGCUCCUUGAAGAAGCUCACUGUGAAUGUGAAGGACCGGUGCUGCAGUUUCGUGAACGCCAUCAUCAGGGGCCUCGCCCGUAACAAGAGCGUCAGUGAAGCCAAGUUCCUCGAAUGCUACCUCAUAGAUCAGCUUACCAAGGCACUGCAGGACUUGAUGCGCACGAACCGGACCUUGCAUCGCCUGGAGUUCAAGGCUGUGUAUCUGAAAGAGCGGGCUGUCCGCUCUCUGGCACGUGCAUUGGAGGACAAUUUUGUCCUCCUCACGUUCGACUUGGAGUACACGCCCGAUGUCGGCAUGCAUCUCAUCUUCAGCGUACUGGACAGGAAUCGCUCCCUUCUUAGUCGCGCUGUAGAGUGCGUGUUGAACGCCUCUGCCGAGGAAGAGUCGAUACGGGCCCUGCAACUCCUCUCAUUGACUGACUCACUGAUUGAUGCGGUUGUUGAGGUUUCGGGCAAGGACCGUGAGGAAUGCAGAAUUCUGGUGCAGGAAUCGGUUCGCCGUCUAUAGUGCUCGCCUAUGAAAUUAUGACGUCGCAAGUGCUAGAAGGUUAUGUUGUCUGGAAGACAAGAGUGCCAAAUGGAAAACCUGCAAAUAUUCACGCUGCCUUGCUUACUUACGCAGAUGUCUUCCUUAAAGGUGCCCAGACUAAUUGCUCAUAUUCUUCUAUAGUAAUAAGUUACAUACGUGAGAUUCGAUGGCUGUUCAAUGCAAAGCUGCCGAGCGCAAUAAAAUAUCAAUGAAAGGUGUGACAGAAUGUUUCAAGUGACGUAAUUUCUGCCCCUAACUGCAGAUUUUAUGUCAGAAAGGUACAUUCAUUGGUGUUGCUAUAGCCUCAGCGUAGAAUAAAAAUCCGCUGUGUUAGAUGUGUCCCCCCCCCCCCCAACAAAAAAAUUGCGU
Messenger RNA from Rhipicephalus sanguineus (brown dog tick), 2733 nucleotides. Its product is annotated as protein NLRC3. Gene Ontology annotation, cellular component: cytosol; perinuclear region of cytoplasm; nucleus. Gene Ontology annotation, molecular function: small GTPase binding; GTPase activator activity. The record is from RefSeq and is a predicted model, not a curated record. NCBI's taxonomy places the organism in Eukaryota, Metazoa, Arthropoda, Arachnida, Ixodida, Ixodidae. Gene Ontology annotation, biological process: activation of GTPase activity; nucleocytoplasmic transport. The coding region runs from base 298 to 2343 and encodes 681 amino acids. The transcript has 2 exons.